Centruroides sculpturatus (bark scorpion) is the source of this 2633-nucleotide messenger RNA. Its product is annotated as GRB2-associated-binding protein 1-like. Lineage: Eukaryota; Metazoa; Arthropoda; Arachnida; Scorpiones; Buthidae. The record is from RefSeq and is a predicted model, not a curated record. Bases 212 to 2338 code for a protein of 708 amino acids. The transcript has 7 exons.
UGCACCAAACGAUAAAAGUAUUUCUUGUUGUUGUGUGUCGCUGUCGGAAGUGUUUAUGGAAUUUCGGAACGGUUCGUCUGAUGACGAAGUUGAAGUUUGGUUUAAUAUUAAUUAACCAAAUUGUUAGAUAAACAAUUAUUGAUGAUGAUUUUAUUUAUCUGAACGAUUUCUAUGAGGUGACAAAGCAUAGAAAGCCUGAUUUUUACAUGUAAUGGAGAUCGUCCACGACGGGUGGCUUGUCAAAUCGCCUCCGGAGAAACGAAUUCUAAAAGCUAAAUGGAGGCAGAGAUGGUUUGUGUUGAGACACUCUGGUCAAUUACCUGGUCAGUUUGUAUUGGAGUAUUACACAGAUGAUAGUCGUAAAAAAUUAAAAGGCAAGAUUGAUUUAGAUCAAUGUGAACAGGUUGAUGCUGGUUUAUCAUUUGAAAGCAGAAAAUCGAACUAUCAAUAUAUGUUUGAUAUUAGGACUCCAAAACGUGUUUAUUAUUUAGUUGCAGAAACUGAAUCAUCUAUGAAUAAAUGGGUUGACUGCAUUUGUUCAGUUUGUGGAUUAAAAAUACAUUUAGAUGAUGAUUACAUGCCUCCUCAGACUACAACUAGCUCUCAAACAGUAUCAACUAAUUCAGUGACACCUGCUCAAUCAACAUCAAAUCUGGAACUUUCUAGAUCUGGAUCAAAUCCAUAUAUACCAAUUAGUGAAUGCAUUAGUGGAAAACCUAUAACAAAUGGAUUUAAUUGUGAAAGUUGUAAUGAAAGUCUUCCAGAAGCACCACCGCCGCCGCCCCCGCCUAAGAUGAAUAGCGAAGAAAGAAGAGAAUCAUCUGAAUUUUAUGAUUAUCCUAAACCUUUAAAUUUUAUAAAUGAUAGAAAUAGGACAUCUCCAGAACUGAAUGUUGAAGAAUUUUAUAAAAUUCCUCAGUCAUUAAAAAAUACCGAAAAAUCUUUCAUCCAAACUGAUAGUUUUGUAUAUAAUUUACCUCCACUACCUCCUAAAGUUAAUUGGGAUACAUAUCCACAAGAUUCAUAUCAAAAGAAAAAUAAAUCAGAUUUGGAUUUUGAUACUUGUUCAAGAUCUACAACUCCAGAAGAUAACAUACAUGAAAAAUUUACAUCAGAAGUAACAAGUCAGUUAGAACAAAUAAAUUUGAACAGUAAUAAUAAUGGAAACCUGCAAGCUGUGAUAUCUCAAGAUAGUAAUGAUGUAUCUGAAAAUGUAGAUCAAGUCUGUAUUAACAAAGAUACAUUAGAUAAACCACCACCAAGACCACCUAAACCUCAACAUCUUGGAAGAAAGUAUGAAAAUGUUACUAUUAAUUCUCUCAGUGAAAAUAAUAAUCCAGUUUAUGAUACUCCAUUGUCAGCUAAGGGAGUGCAAUUAAGUAAAAAUUUGCCAGCACAAGUGUUUGCUUUUCUAAAAGAUGAUACCGAUUUAGAAAGUAUAUCACCAUCGACAAAAGUCCCAGUUGCUUUUCCAAAAUCAAAGGAUGUUGCAUUAGAUGAUAUUUAUGAUUUUCCAAAGUUUAGGAGUGAAGAUAAUAUUAAUAUGCCAGUUCCACCUCCCAUAAAUGCAAAAGGAUCUCAAAGAAGGCGGCGGCAUGCCUACACAAAUGCACCUCCUGGUUUAUUUAAUAAUAAGGAAACAAUAUUUAAUUAUGAAUUUGUUAAACCUUCUUUAUGUAGUGAUGGAUAUUUAAGUAUGGAUUCACAAAAAAGUGAAAUUUAUACUGACAUGUCUGGUGAAUUACAGUUAUCACCUUCAGCAAUGGGAACUUAUGCAAACAUUCCUACAAGUCCUAGUGCAUCUUUAGGUUCAGUUGGUGAUAUUCCUCCAGCAGUCAACAGAGAAUUAAAACCAAAGAGAAAAGUUUCUGAUGCAGAGAAUCAGAAUGGUAUUUUGACUCUUGCUCCUCCUCCAGUCAGUCGGUUUCGUCCUCAUGUUACAAAAAGAAGUUUCAGAAAACCAAGAUUAGCCUCAUCGUCAUCAUCAUUUUCAGAAAGAAUUGGUACAACUCCACCUCCAAUUCCUGGCCGAGGUCAUAGACGUUCAGAACAUUCCACAUCUGAUGAUGAUUUAGCAAGUUCAGGUGGCAGUAGAAGAAAUUCUACCAACUCUGAACAGGAAGUAAAACAGAUGAUACCUCCUGCUCCACAGUUGAAGAAAGAAGAAAUUCAAUACUUAGAUUUGGAUCUUGAUUCGGAUGCUUCAGUUCAAAGCCCAAGAUCACCCGAAAAAUCGUCGUCAGCAUCUAUUGUAUAUAAGAAAAUAGAUUUUGUGAAAACUAAAGUUUUUAAUGAAAUGAGGCAAAAUGUUGAGGAAAACUACAGGAAAUCUCAGUAAAUAUUUUUUUUUUUUUUUUUGAAAAUUUGUGCACAGUUUAUCGUUACAUAUAUAAAUUAUAUAUAAUAUUUGAAAUUGAUGUAAAUAUUAUUGUUAUUGAAACUAUCCUUGGGAAAUGUGAAUAUUUACAAAUUAUGAAAUUCAAUUCUAGAAAAAUUAAAUGUAUGUCAGUCACAAUAUAAUAUGAACUUAGUACUAGAAAAGUCUAUUUAUUGUUUUUUACAUUGUUUGAAAAUUUAUUCCUAGAAACUGAAGUAUAUUGUUUAUGAAUUCUUAGUUGUUCUUAAAUUCUGGU